Molecule: messenger RNA, 1252 nt
Organism: Dipodomys ordii (Ord's kangaroo rat)
Lineage: Eukaryota; Metazoa; Chordata; Mammalia; Rodentia; Heteromyidae
Gene: Cd37
Product: CD37 molecule
Exons: 8
Coding region: 118-957 (279 amino acids)
Cellular component (GO): membrane
Source: RefSeq, a predicted model, not a curated record
CCUCCUCCCAGCUUCUCUCUCGCUCGCUCGCUCACUCUCUCUCUCUCUCUCAGAGUCUGUAUUUCCACCUGUCUCCCUCACUGCCAACACUUCUGUUGUUCCCUCUUCUAGGUGAAGAUGGCGGCCCAGGAGAGCUGUCUGAGUCUCAUCAAGUACUUCCUGUUCGUGUUCAACCUCUUCUUCUUUGUCCUAGGCAGCCUGAUUUUCUGCUUCGGCAUUUGGAUACUCAUCGACAAGACCAGCUUCGUGUCCUUUGUGGGUCUGUCCUUUGCACCCCUGCAGACCUGGUCCAAGAUCCUGGCCGUCUCAGGAAUCCUCACCAUGGGCCUGGCCCUCCUGGGUUGUAUGGGGGCACUCAAGGAGCUGCGCUGCCUUCUGGGCCUGUAUUUUGGAGUGCUGCUGCUCCUGUUUGCCACACAGAUCACUCUGGGGAUUCUCAUCUCCACUCAGCGGAUUCGGCUGGAGCGAAAAGUUCAGGAGCUCGUGCUGGAGACCAUCCAGAAUUACCGCAUGAACCCAGAGGCGACGGCAGCCGAGGAGAGCUGGGACUAUGCACAGUUUCAGCUGCGCUGCUGCGGCUGGCACAGCCCCCGGGACUGGUUCGGUGUGCUGAGCAGCAAUGAGACCGAGGGGCCUCAUGUGCCCUGCUCCUGCUACAACACAUCGUCCACCAACGACUCCACCAUCUCCCACAAGAUCUUCUUCUCCCAGCUUGGCCUGCUGGGCCCGCGAGCGCGGCCCAGGCCCAGCGCAGACCUCUGUGUGGUCCCCGCCAACGAGUACACCUACAGUGAGGGCUGCGCUCGGAGUCUCCAGAAGUGGCUGCAUAACAACCUCAUCUCCAUAGUGGGCAUUUCUCUGGGCGUCGGUCUACUCGAGCUCGGCUUCAUGACCCUCUCCAUAUUCCUGUGCAGAAACCUGGACCACGUCUACAACCGGCUCACUCGCUACCGCUAGGUCCCAUCCAGCCCCUACCAGGUGCCCAGGGCUUCUCCCUUGGGUCUGUACAUGUUUGUUUCACCCCUUGACUCAUCCUAGUCAUUGAGCCCCUCCACCUCCUCAUUCCCUGGGGACCCAUGGUCUGCCUACUGCUCUGCGAUCACCUCCCCCUUGGGACCUUGGGCUUCCGUCCACCAGCUUCCUGUACCCCCCCAAACCUCCCUUCUUUCUUUGUCUCUUCUGUUGGUCUACCACGUCCCACAAGAUUAUUUUUCGACCAAACCUCAAAUAAAUCCCCUGUGUUUUGGUAAAA